AUGACGUCCCGCUUCGCAUCACGGAGGGUACUUAGAUUGUUGGGCUCCGCCCCAAUAUUCGCCGUCGCUGGUGGCAUAGCUUUCUACGCAGUGGCAUCAUACACCGGAAGUCCCAGUCGACCAGGAGCCAAGAACAGAUCUCUCCUGCCGAGAGACAUCCCACCCAGAUUCCCUCAAGUCAAGUCGCGAGAUGAACAAAUAUCGGAGUUGAGACGGAGCGCGAAAAACGAGCUCCAGCCUACUAAACAGAUAACAUCAAGAUUAUCACAGGGAGGAGAAGGAGACAAGGAUAAAGAGGGUAUAUACAACCUUCUAAUCAUCGGUGCCGGUGCCACGGGGGCAGGCAUCGCGCUCGAUGCUGCGACGCGGGGCUUGAAAAUCGCCCUUGUCGAACGAGAGGACUUUAGCAGCGGGACGAGCAGUAAAAGCACAAAGCUAGUCCAUGGCGGUGUUCGAUACCUUGAAAAGGCUAUCUUGAACCUAGAUUACAACCAGUACAAGCUGGUGCGGGAAGCAUUGCACGAGCGCAAAUAUUUCCUCGAUAUCGCCCCGCAUCUCUCGACGUGGCUGCCCACUCUGCUGCCAGUUCGCUCAUGGUGGCAGGCCCCCUAUCUGUGGGCGGGAGCUAAGAUGUACGACUUGCUGGCGGGCCACCAAGGGCCACCCGAGGGUUCAUACUUUAUGACCAAGAACAGAGUGAUGGGCGCUUUCCCAACGCUGAAUGUGGAGGGCUUGGUUGGCGCCCUCUGUUACUACGAUGGUCAGCAUAAUGACUCGAGGAUGAAUGUUUCCCUGGCCAUAACAGCUGCGCUGUAUGGUGCUACAGUUGUUAACCACAUGGAAGUUACCAAGUUGGAGAAGGAUGUCAAUGGCAAGAUUUGUGGCGCACAGGUUCGGGACACGCUCAGCGAAACUGGAAAAGAAAAUGUGGCAUUUACCGUACGCGCGAGGGGAGUGGUUAAUGCGACUGGGCCCUUUUCAGACGCGAUUCAAAAAAUGGAUGAGACCACAAAGAAGAAUACAGUGGCACCGAGUAGUGGUGUCCACGUUGUCCUCCCUGGAUGGCUUGGGUCCGAGAAACUCGGCCUCGUCGAUCCCUCAUCAGAUGGACGCGUUAUUUUCCUAUUGCCGUGGGAAGGAAAUCUGAUUGCUGGUACAACAGAUAGCCGCUGUGAAGUAGAGAGACAGCCUAUCCCUCAAGGGAAGGAUAUCGACUGGAUUUUGAACGAGAUUAGGAAACAGUUGUUACCAGAAAUCAACUUGAGCCGCUCUGAUGUGCUCUCUGCAUGGUCUGGUAUCCGACCACUUGUCCUUGACCCCAUUUCUAAGAACACAGAGUCCCUUGUACGAAGUCAUUUGGUUACGGUCUCAGAGUCUGGUCUGCUCACCUGUGCCGGUGGAAAAUGGACCACGUAA
Messenger RNA from Paracoccidioides brasiliensis Pb18, 1416 nucleotides. RefSeq lists its product as uncharacterized. Gene Ontology annotation, cellular component: glycerol-3-phosphate dehydrogenase (FAD) complex; mitochondrion. The transcript has a single exon. The record is from RefSeq and is a predicted model, not a curated record. Bases 1 to 1416 code for a protein of 471 amino acids. Gene Ontology annotation, molecular function: glycerol-3-phosphate dehydrogenase (quinone) activity. Gene Ontology annotation, biological process: glycerol-3-phosphate metabolic process.